AGCAAGGAAUGCAGACCGAGUGUGCCUACCUUUUUUCAAGCUUGGCAAAAGAACUAGAAAACCUACGAGUUCUUGCAGAGGAGGCUGGCAAGAAAAAAGAAGAAUUAAGGAAGCGGUCCAAUCAUUCUUUCACCAAAACUGAUUUAGUGGACCCCCAGAAAUGGACAAUGGGUGAUGUUCAGCAGUACGGUCGUGUACUCGCCCAGUUGCAGGACGACGUCAAAAACAUAAAAGACCAGCGAAUAUUACUGAAAAGGACUUUGCGAGAGCUUGAGAGUAAUAUGUUGAAGGCGGGUACUAGGAAGGAAGAAAUUGUUCGCUUCAAUCGGGCCAAGACAGAUGAAGAGUUUGCUAAGAUGCUGAAAGUACGAACACUAGGACCCGAACAUCUUGAAGCUCAGAGUCAACUACGAAGAGACAUUCAAGUGGUUCGUGACCGUGUACAGAAGCUUGAGGAUAAUCUGCAAGGAUGUAAAACAAAGCUUUCACAGUUUCAAAUCGGAAAGCCAGGGCUCAGAGCACCUUCAUUGGAUACAGUCAAUCGCACGUUCCGCAACAUCAACUUGGCCAUCAACCAGCAGACCGAAGAUAUCUCCAAACUGGCUGCGAGGAUGAGCAAACUUGACAUGUCCUCUCUGCAGGUCUCAAUUACCCGGGAUAAACGACUUGGAGAAUCUACGGCAAAGCGUCCCAUCAAUGUUACCCCUCAUGUCGCUGUUACAACUGCAGCUGCGUUAAAUGCUGAGCGGUCAGCAC
Molecule: messenger RNA, 756 nt
Organism: Serpula lacrymans var. lacrymans S7.9
Lineage: Eukaryota; Fungi; Basidiomycota; Agaricomycetes; Boletales; Serpulaceae
Exons: 5
Source: RefSeq, a predicted model, not a curated record